CUCAACCCCAUACCUAACAUAUAUACCUCAAACCUCAUUUCUUCAAACAAUCCGCCAUGGCUAAAGGAGGGAAGCUCACGAAGAUCAAGUCAGCCGUCCUCAAGAAAAUGCAGUCUUUCAAGCUCAGCCGCGGCACAGGCGGCGGAAGCUCCGUCGUUGUCGCCACCACCAACUCCUUCUCCGACGACGACGAGCACUGCUCCGUCCCUUACAGCGCCGCCGCCUCUUCCAAGGACCUCCACCCGGUGUACGUGGGAAAGUCCCGCCGCCGAUACCUGGUCGGCUCCGACAUUAUCGACCACCCCCUGUUCCGGGAACUGGCGGAGCGGUCCGGCAGCUACUCCGACGAGUCCAUCGCCGUCGGAUGCGAAGUUGUGCUGUUCGAACACUUGCUGUGGAUGCUCGAGAAUGCCGAUCCCCAGCCGGAAUCCUUGGACGAGCUUGUCGAUUUUUACGCCUGUUAAUUCAUUCAUUAUAUUAUAUAUAUAUCUAGUCACCACGAACUGUACUCCAUUGAUGAUCGAAUGAUCGGUAGCUGAUAAAUAACUAUUAUGUGGCGGCGGAGCCGCCACCAGAGCUGUUUUAUGUGUGGUCCUGCCGUCCUGGCAUCCCCACCGGCCACCACCCUUUUCCAGAUACAGAAUAUAUUUGUACAUUCUUUUUUCAAGAAAUAAAUUUAUUGUUUUUAUUUCAAA
Ipomoea nil (Japanese morning glory) is the source of this 695-nucleotide messenger RNA. RefSeq names its product auxin-responsive protein SAUR50-like. The record is from RefSeq and is a predicted model, not a curated record. The transcript has 2 exons. Bases 57 to 464 code for a protein of 135 amino acids. Lineage: Eukaryota; Viridiplantae; Streptophyta; Magnoliopsida; Solanales; Convolvulaceae. Gene Ontology annotation, biological process: response to auxin.